AAAAGACUCGUUCCGUUCGAUGCCGUCACCCUUCAAACGCUCAUAUCGCUCGUUUAAAAAUCCCUCCUUGGUGCCGAUAAACAAUUCGACACGGAGCUGGCGAGAUGACCCUUUACGCUGCCAGAUGCCCUUCUUCCUUCGCCACUGCCGCCGUCGAUCCCUCGAGCGCCCUCCGUUCUAUCAGAUCGUCCACCCUUCUCGCGUCUGUUCCUGGAAGGGUUUUAGCGGGAGGAGUGUCCGACUCUUCUGCGAGCCAUUGGAAAUUAAGAGUUGCCUGCAAGCAAGAAGCUAUAAGUGUGCCUGUAUCUGUUGCAAAAGAAGCUCCUUUCAAGAAUGUAGAAAAUAGUGGUGUUUUCGCUUUAUCUUCACUGGAAUACAGACAUGUCACAAGUCCUAAUCCAAGUGAUGGGGAACCAACAUUUAGUAUUAUCAUGGUUGGAGCAUCUGGGGACCUUGCUAAAAAGAAGAUAUUUCCUGCUCUAUUUGCACUAUAUUGUGAACAUUGUCUUCCAAAGAACUUUACUAUAUUUGGUUAUGCUAGAAGUAAGAUGACCGAUGCUGAACUAAGAACCAUGGUUAGCAGAACACUUACUUGCAGAAUUGAUAAAAGAGAGAAUUGCAAUGAGAAGAUAGAAAAAUUCCUAAAACGAUGCUUCUAUCAUUCAGGCCAAUAUGACUCUGAGGAGAACUUUGCAGAGCUUGACAAGACGCUGAAAGAGCAUGAGGGUGGGAGGGUGUCAAACCGGCUGUUUUAUUUGUCAAUUCCACCAAACAUAUUUAUAAAUGUAGUGAAGUCUGCAAGCAGAUCGGCUUCUUCCAAGAAUGGAUGGACCAGGGUAAUAGUUGAAAAACCAUUUGGCCGUGACUCUGAAUCUUCUGCUGCUUUGACGAGUGGACUAAAACAGUACCUAGAUGAAGAUCAAAUUUUUAGGAUUGAUCAUUACUUGGGGAAGGAACUUGUCGAGAAUCUAUCUGUUCUUCGAUUUUCAAAUCUUAUUUUUGAACCACUAUGGUCUAGGAAAUAUAUCAGGAACGUGCAGCUGAUUUUCUCUGAAGAUUUUGGUACAGAAGGACGGGGAGGGUAUUUUGAUCACUAUGGAAUCAUCAGAGAUAUUAUGCAGAAUCAUCUUCUCCAAAUUUUAGCUUUAUUUGCAAUGGAAACGCCAGCUAGCUUAGAUGCCGAAGACAUUAGAAAUGAAAAGGUGAAAGUUCUCCGUUCAAUGAGGCCAUUGCAAUUGGAAAAUGUAGUCAUUGGACAAUACAAGGGCCACGCAAAGGGUGGAGUGACACAUCUUGGAUACACAGACGAUAAGACUGUCCCUGAAGGGAGCCUUACCCCAACAUUUGCUGCAGCUGCGCUUUUCAUAGAUAAUGCAAGAUGGGAUGGGGUUCCCUUCCUAAUGAAAGCUGGGAAAGCAUUGCAUACCAAACGAGCAGAGAUUAGGGUUCAGUUUCGACAUGUCCCUGGCAAUCUCUACAAGCAAAAUUUUGGUACUGAUAGAGAACAAGCUACCAAUGAACUUGUUAUCAGGGUCCAACCUGAUGAAGCUAUAUACUUAAAGAUUAAUAACAAGGUUCCUGGCUUGGGGAUGAGAUUGGACCGCAGUAAUCUGAAUCUUCUAUACUCAUCAAGAUAUUCUAAAGAGAUUCCCGAUGCAUAUGAGAGGCUACUUUUAGAUGCUAUUGGGGGUGAACGACGAUUAUUCAUCCGGUCUGAUGAACUUGAUGCUGCUUGGAACUUGUUCACUCCACUGCUCAAAGAGUUGGAGGAGAAGAAAAUUUCCCCCGAGCUCUACCCUUAUGGAAGUCGUGGACCAGUUGGCGCACACUAUCUUGCCUCAAAAUACAAUGUUCGCUGGGGAGAUCUCAGUGCAUCAGAUAUUGAUUGAUUAACUUGAUUAUUUUAUUGUCAUUUUAGUGGAAUCUAGUGAUGCAAUAACAUAACUAAGAGAAUAUUCUCACGAAGUGAGUUACAUUUGCAUGAGAUACUAUGUUGAUCAACUGAAAUUUUGACAACAUUUAUUCAAUUUAUUAUGCAGACUGCUUACUAUCUUGAGUUCAAUCAGUCAAUGCAGUUGAAACGCAUUUUAACAAUUAUGAGUGUGAAGUGAGUAGAAUUUAUGAAUUUGUAAGAG
Messenger RNA from Zingiber officinale, 2135 nucleotides. Its product is annotated as glucose-6-phosphate 1-dehydrogenase, chloroplastic-like. Gene Ontology annotation, molecular function: NADP binding; glucose-6-phosphate dehydrogenase activity. Gene Ontology annotation, cellular component: chloroplast stroma. The record is from RefSeq and is a predicted model, not a curated record. The transcript has 10 exons. Gene Ontology annotation, biological process: glucose metabolic process; pentose-phosphate shunt, oxidative branch. The coding region runs from base 105 to 1889 and encodes 594 amino acids. NCBI's taxonomy places the organism in Eukaryota, Viridiplantae, Streptophyta, Magnoliopsida, Zingiberales, Zingiberaceae.